This is a messenger RNA of Camelina sativa (false flax), 606 nucleotides long. RefSeq lists its product as uncharacterized. The record is from RefSeq and is a predicted model, not a curated record. Lineage: Eukaryota; Viridiplantae; Streptophyta; Magnoliopsida; Brassicales; Brassicaceae.
AUGGGUUUUUCGAAUUUCGUAUAUACAUCAUCCUUGAAUGUUUUACUACUUCUCGGUAUGUUUCUCAGCUUCCUUCUUCUUGUCCAAUCACAACAAGAAGAACAACCUCAAUUUCAAUCUCCACCUCCUCCCUCGCCUCCGCUUCAGGAUUCAUCACAACCGCCACCGCCGCCGCCGCCUCAAUUGCUUCAAUCUCCGCUGACUCCUCCUCCUCCUCCUUCACAAUCCAACGCUGGAGUUAUUAUGUCUCCUCCUAAUUCUCCGCCGCCACCAUUAUCAUCAUCAUCAUCAUCAUCACCUCCACCGCCGCCGAUUCCAAAACCCUCUCAUCCUCCUCCUCCUCCACCUCCGCGUGCGCAAGCUUCUCCUCCUCCGCAAUCUAAUAGCAGAAACCACCAACCACGGAGGUUACGGCCGCCAUCUCCUCCUCCUCCACCUCCACCUCCUCCUCCUCGGGUCUUCAAGGAAAAAGACAAGGGUGGAUUGAACACAGGGAAAACAGUGGGUCUAGUAUUCGCUGGGUUUGCAGCAAUGUUGCAGAUUUGCGUUGUUGCCUUCUUGCUUUUCAAGAGAAAGCAGCUUCUCCGGAUGACACAUACUUAUUGA